This is a messenger RNA of Apiotrichum porosum, 2190 nucleotides long. RefSeq lists its product as uncharacterized. Lineage: Eukaryota; Fungi; Basidiomycota; Tremellomycetes; Trichosporonales; Trichosporonaceae. Bases 1 to 2190 code for a protein of 729 amino acids. The transcript has a single exon. The record is from RefSeq and is a predicted model, not a curated record.
AUGCUGCGACCCUCGGCAUUUGCGUCGAGCUCGAGGCUCACGCUGGAGGCCUUCUUCGACAGCCGCAGCGACGAAGCCAUCUGGUCAAGCAUGAGCUUUGCGCGAGACGAGGAGCUGGUCGCUGCUCUCCUUGCCCCUCCACCGGCGGACAACACUCAGUCCUGGAUCGACCCGGGAGCAGCCUACCUUGGCCUGCGGUCAAGUGGACUGUAUGACCACUACCUCACCAUGCUGCUGCCACAGAUCCGGACACUGUACACCAACCUUCGUCCGACAGGCAUGCACCAGAUGCUCGUCUCCGACCUCCUCCUGCGUAAACCCGACGCUCAUGCUUUGCGCGAGAUUCUCCAGGCAGAGGCAGACCUCCAGCACCCGCAGACGCCCGGCGACAAGUUGAGAACAGGUCUCAUUGUCCAGGCGUACAGCACGAUUGCCGCACUGCUCCGCCGGCGUACCGUUACUCGCCUCUCGCGUUCGGCCAACGUCAUUAUCGCUCGUGCUUUGAUGAAGCAAGACGCCAAUGAUCUCCUCCCAAACAUCUUCUACGAGAUGGUGUACACUUGUACUUGGGAACCAAGACAGGCGUGGCCGCUCCUUCAGAUUGUCGCGCGCCUCGCCCGCAAUGGCCGUGCAUCAGACGCUCUCCGUCUCUUGCAGUACCCUCUCAGUCUUGGAAAGCUGCCAGAAGGUAUCCUUGGCCGCAGUUCUCCCACACACCCACAGGCAGCGGCACUCCUCGUCCAGUCGGCCAUUGCACGCACAGCCCUGUUCUGGGGGUUCGACGAACGUGCCAAUUGGAUGAUUGACGACCUUGUCACGACCAUGGAGAAGAGCGAGCCCUUCAGUGCCGCGUGCGAGCUUGUGUUUGCCGCGUGCCGCGCAGCCUCGGUCAGCGGAGUAUCCAGCCAGGUUGAAUGGGCUCGAGCGACCCUCUUGCGCAUGACCAAAGACGAGCGUUUCCCGGCCAUGGACGCCGGCACUCUGAACGUCCACCUCAACGCACUCCCCAUCGCCACCGCUCUCGAGUUUUACUCGGCCCUCCCCGUCCCCCACGCCCCAUUGACACCUCGCAACAUUCUCCGUCUUGCCUUUGCCCGGCCGACGCGUUCCAUCCUCAUUCGCCUGGCCGAGGACCUUAGCAAGACCAAGUCGGACACGGCAGCUGUCGUCCCUGGUGUGCUGCGUGCGCUGGCGAGCGCCCGCCUUCUCCCGUUUGUGCGCGAAGCAUACACCCAGUGGUGCACCACCUCGCCUUACCUCGACGCGUACACGACCCUCACACUUGUUCGCGCCUUCACCCGCGGUACACGGUCCUCGGCCAACACUGCGUUUGCACGGACCGUCCUCGCCCACUACCUCGCCACAACAGGCAGGUGGGUCCCGGUUGACAACCGCGCGACCACUGCACUGCACGCGUACGGCCUCAUUGGUAAUGUGGAGGGUACCGUCCCCCAGGAGAAGCAGCAACUCGACGACCUCGUCACUGCCCUCGGUGCCGAUGGUGCCCGUGCCCGCCUCCGGUCCCUGGCCAUGCAGUAUCCCCUCCUCGCCCACCGUCUCGUGGAAAUCACGCGGGCGCACGGUAUCGAGCUCGGCCAUUUCGGCGUCACCAUCGCCGCAGCCUGCGCGGCACGGCACUGGGGUGCGCUCUCCGUCGUUCCCAGCAUCAAGGCCACGCUUUCACGCGGGGACACGGCAUACAUCGCCGUCCUCCAGGCUUCGCGCAGGAACCGCUACGCAAAGACCCUUGCCCUCUUCAACACCGCGGUUGCGGGAUUCCCCUCGGAACCAAUCCUCGUCCCGACCACGGCGGCGGUCCUGAACCGUUUCGCACGGUACAAGCGCUGGGCCGACGGUCUGGAUGUGGUCGCCGAGGUCCUGCCCGUCAUCAGCGAGGAUAUCGUCGAGCACGUCGGUGUCUACCUUUCUGCAAUCGCGCGGGAGGCGCGCGAGGCGCGUCGCGCUCCCCAGCAGGACGAUGCCGCCGGCCGAUUGGCUAGCGUGACGCUUGCGUGGGAGGGCAAGCUGCCCGUCAUCACCGAGCUCGUGGGCGAGCUCGAGACGACACCGAGGACGCUCCUGGAGACCAUGGUGGAGGCUACAGACAAGGCUGUGCGCGGUGUGGAACAGGAACAGGCCGGGGCCGAGGCGCCAACAGACAGCGAGGAGGUUGACCUGGAGGAUAUCUGA